Molecule: messenger RNA, 435 nt
Organism: Brenthis ino (lesser marbled fritillary)
Lineage: Eukaryota; Metazoa; Arthropoda; Insecta; Lepidoptera; Nymphalidae
Source: the annotation of a GenBank genome assembly
AUGAGGUACACAUAUUAUUUGUACUUUGCACUUCCUUACAUCCCUAUCAUUAGUAAAACACGAACCUUCCUCACAUUCAAGCUCGCGAGGCAGAAUGUUAUCACCAAGCAGAUUUUAGAGGCUUUCAUACAAAAGAAGUUAGGACUCGCCAGUACUAACCUAAGAGCACCUUCUAUAUUUGACAUCCUGCCAGCGAAAAAACCGGAAGAUAGAACGACGAGGCAGUCAUCAGAACAAAGCUUAAAAAAUCCUCCAGAAAGCUCUGGAGAAGUGAUGGAAGACUCAGAAAUGUUAGAUGAUUCUGAAAUGACAGAUGAUUUGGGAACGCCAGAAGAUCCGGAAAUACCCGAGACACCUGUACAUUAUGCAGAAGACGACAGCUUACAGAGCGUCGAGAGUGAACAAAUAGACUCCAUAUAUUCUGAAGGUAUCAUU